AUGCAGAGCGAGAUUGAGGUUGAGCUCUCUAUGUCAAUCUUUAUCCUGGCUUACACCGUCGGUCCGCUAUUCUUCGGUCGUGCCUCUGAGGUUUACUGUCGCGUACGCUUGUUGCAGAUUAGCAAUCUAUGGUAUCUGGCGUGGAACCUUGGAUGUGGCUUCGCCCAGAGCCUGGCGGGGCUGUUUGUGCUCCUGUUUCUGGCUGGAAUUGGAGGAAGUGCCCCCGCGGUGUUGGGAGGAGGAGCUAUUAGAGGAACGUGGAAAUUCUACACCCUUGCACCGGUUCUUGGCCCCAUAGUUGGGCCCAUUGCUGGAGGCUUCAUUGCCGAGUACUCGACAUGGUGCUGGGUGUUCUGGUCAUCUAGUGCCGCCGCUGCAGUUAUCCAGAUCUCGGCUUGUUUUGGCUGCGCGAGUCGCAUCCCGCUUCACACAGGAAACAAGCCUGGGGAUGGGAACCUCCUCAGCAAACUCGGCCACGCCCUGGUGCGACCGUUCCGUAUAUUCACGACCCAGCCGAUCAUCACAGUCAUUGCGCUAUACAUGGGCUAUCUCUUCGGGACGACAUAUUUCAUGUUGGCCACAUUCCCAGUGAUUUGGUCGAAGUUGUACAGUGAGACCCCAGGUAUUGGCGGGCUCAAUUACGUUUCCAUCGCUAUCGGUUCGUUCAGGGGCAUCGCCCUUAACUUCUUCGUUAUCGAUCGCAUCUACCACAAUUUAAAAGGGAAAAACGGUGACGUUGGACGGCCGGAGUUCCGCAUGCCGACGAUGUUUAUUGGAUCGAUCUUGAUCACCAUUGGACUUUUCUGGUACGGCUGGAGCGUGCAGGUCCGAUGUUUACAGGGGAUGCAGACCUACACGGUAGACAGUUACCCGACAUACGCAGCAAGUGCCAUGGCAACCUGUGCACUUCUGCGCAGUUUGGCCGGCUUUCCCUUUCCGCUCUUCGCUCCAUAUCUGUGUAAGAAUCUGGGCUCUUAUGCUCUGUGUCGCAGAUAA
Aspergillus tanneri is the source of this 996-nucleotide messenger RNA. RefSeq lists its product as uncharacterized. The transcript is spliced from 3 exons. Gene Ontology annotation, biological process: transmembrane transport. The record is from RefSeq and is a predicted model, not a curated record. The coding region runs from base 1 to 996 and encodes 331 amino acids. Lineage: Eukaryota; Fungi; Ascomycota; Eurotiomycetes; Eurotiales; Aspergillaceae. Gene Ontology annotation, molecular function: transmembrane transporter activity.